Molecule: messenger RNA, 3505 nt
Organism: Cuscuta epithymum
Lineage: Eukaryota; Viridiplantae; Streptophyta; Magnoliopsida; Solanales; Convolvulaceae
Source: the annotation of a GenBank genome assembly
CAAACUCAAAACCGUCACGAUUUGUCAAUAUUCACAGAACUUGUGUGACAAAAACCUACACAGUACAACCCUAGACACACACCACCCCCAGCUCUCUCUCCUACACACUCCCUGACAUCCACUCCCCACGCUGCGCCGCCGCCGUCCAUGGCCUCCGGCUUAGCUGCCGCCGUUUGAUUGUUUUCGCCAUUGAAACGGCCUUGAUUUUCUGUGACCAGUGCUAACGCCUUUCUCUUCCGCAUUGAAAUAGGAUCAGUCAUUCUCAGUAAUCAGACCUUAACUUAGAGCUCACUGAGAAUGACGGAGUCUGAGUUUUCCGUUGAUGAUCACCAAGCUGACAUUGGACCUCCCAAGUCGCACUGGAAGACGCCGCCUCAGGCUACAGGUGAGAUUUCGUCACCGGCAGCGGCAGCGGAUUCUGAUUCCUGGCCCGCGCUUUCAGAUGCUAAGCAGCGGCUCAAGGGUAACAACUCUGGUUCUAGUUCCUCCAAGUCGUUGCCUCCGGCGAGUGAAAGGAAGACAGCUGACGCUUCUCCACCUCCACCUCCUGUUCCGGGCUCUGUUGAGAACAGGAAGUUUCAGGGUCACGCCAAUGGUAAACAUUCACACAGGCAGUUUUCUGCACGUCAACCAAAAGCAGGGCCAAGACACAGGCCAAAUGGUGCACCCCCGUUUCCAGUUCCUAUAACAUAUCAUCAACCAGGGUUUCAUCCAGUCUAUCCUCCCAUGGUAUCUGUUCCACACUUUCAAGUCCCAGGGUAUGCUUACCAGCAUCAUGUCCGAGGCUCUUUUCCAAUUAGUGAAGGUCAUAUGGUUAAGCCUGGUUCCAAUAUUGCAACUCAGGUCUUUGUUCCACCAGGAAAAGGUAGUAGCCUUGAGUCCCCAUUACUAGGUGAUCAGAACCCCCAUGAUCCCAAAUCAUUCAUGGGAAGACCAAAUAAGCAUGAACACAGUGUGCAAUCCAAAUCAGCAUCGCCUAAUUUGCCUCCAAUUGCGUCCAAAGACAACAUUCAGCCACAACCAAGCAUGGCUCAUAGGCCAUUCAUGAGACCUCCAUUUUACAGUCCAGCUCCUUCAUUUGUUGAUGGAGCUAAUUUUCAGGGACCUCCGGGAGCUAUAUAUUAUCUUCACCAUCCACCUCCCAUUGGUGUCAGAGUGCCUUACCCACCUCACUUUCUCCCGCCUCCAAUCCCUGGAACUCGGAUGCCACCUUCUCCAAUAUCAACUUUGAAAGCUAGUAUAGUAAAGCAAAUUGAGUACUAUUUCAGUGAUGCAAAUUUGCAGAGUGACCACUACUUGCUCUCUUUAAUGGACAACCACGGCUGGGUACCAAUUUCUAUUAUUGCGGACUUUAAAAGAGUUAAGAGCAUGAGUACUGAUAUACCAUUUAUCCUGGAUGCCUUGCAGGGUUCAAGUUCAGUUGAAGUUCAGGGUGACAAGGUGAGGAGACGUGAUGAGUGGUUCAAAUACAUCCGAGCUACUCCUGAUCAGAAGUCAUCCCCUCCAGUUCCGACUCCCCAGGAGCAAUCUAGGGAACAGGCUGUCUGUGAUUUGAAGAAAAAUGAGCCUAAUGAACAAACACAAGACAACCUUGUUAUGAAUACUUCACUCGAUAAUGGAGUACCAUUUGAACCACCAUCAGUAGUUGUCCAAGAACAAAAUGUCCUGGUUGGUAAUGGUACAGUGGAUAUGGGAAAGAUGACACAACUUCUUGAUGUAGUAUCUCAUGCACAAAGUGGUGAUAUUACCUCACAAUCUAGUAGAAAUGAUAAAACAAAUUCUGUUGAUAUUUCUAGUGGGCCUUCGUUUGCAGAAGAAAAUGCAGACUCAGAUGGCUUACAGAGUCCUCAUGACCAGGUAUCUUCAGAUAUAGCUGCAAAGAACAUGGAUGACUUGUCUCAUGAUUUCUCAAGCACUUUCAUGCUUGACGAAGAGCUAGAACUUGAGCAUAAAGCAGCAGUAAAAGACAAUAUGCCUUUAACCGAAAGAGUUGAUGAUGAGGAUGAUGAGAUGGUAAUCAAUGAUGAGGAGGAUAUUGAGAAACUUGUUAUUGUUACCAGGAAUACUCAAUUCCGGAGAGAGUCUGGUACCAUUGCGAUAGAAUCCAAUCCGAUAUCCAGUGAGCUUGCUUCUGCAAUAAAUGAUGGCCUCUACUUCUAUGAGCAGGAGCUCAAGGCUCGACGAUCUAAUCCCAGAUCUUUGAACUCAAAUAAUGAUUCUAUAGAUGAGUGCUCUAAAUCAUCGGGUGCUACAGCUUCUAUGAUGAAAUCUACUGGUGAGCAUUCUUUUGAAGGCAAUGGUUAUGAAGGAUCUGACAACUCAAAUUCUCGACGGAGACAAACCAAAGGAUUCUCUAAACAGCAUUCAGUAUAUAAACAGAGGCUCUUUACUGGCAACGUGAAAAGUCAUAGAACUAGUUGGAGUGGACCUGGUUUAAUCUCUGAAAGUCCGCCCUGUGAUUCAGUUGGUUUUUUCUUUGGUUCUACGCCUCCUGACAGUCAUGGGCCCAGGCAUUCGAAGUGCACUGCUUCUCCUAGGGGCAAUCUUUCAGGCAGCAGUCCUCCAGUUGGCUCAAUGCCAAAGCCAUUUCCGCCCUUCCAGCACCCAAGUCAUAAACUUCUGCAGGAAAAUGGUUUCACACAACAGCUGUACAAGAAGUAUCACAAGCGCUGUCUUGGUGAGCGCAAAAAACUUGGAAUUGGAUGUAGUGAGGAAAUGAAUACACUAUACAGGUUUUGGUCAUAUUUUCUAAGGAAUAUGUUUAUACGGUCUAUGUAUAAUGAAUUCCGGAAGUUGGCACAAGAAGAUGCUGCUGCUAAUUACAACUAUGGAAUGGAGUGCCUUUUUAGGUUCUAUAGUUAUGGCUUGGAGAAGGACUUUAGGGAGGAUCUUUAUGACGACUUUGAAAAGUUGUCACUUGACUUCUACAAUAGAGGAAACCUCUAUGGCCUUGAGAAAUAUUGGGCAUUUCACCAUUACCGUGAAGCGCGAGAUCAGAGAGCAGCAGUGCCGCUGAAGAAAAAUCCAGAAUUGGAUAGACUGCUGAGAGAAAAAUAUCGUAGUAUGGAUGACUUCAAGCAGGCCAAGGAGAAGAUUGCUUCCCCCUGAGAAGAGAAUUAAAAAUGCGUAUCUUAGCUGUAGACCUGACAUUGGCUAAAACAACUCAGAAAAAGGUGGUGGUGAUGGUGCUGCUGCUAACAGUUUAUGAAAAUGAGCAAAAGCCAGCAUUGCUGAUUUUUGUACAUAUAGAGUAUUUAUGGGUUUGAAUUUUACCCGGUUUUUUAGGGAAAGAGCAGCAAAAGAGUUUUGAGCUUAGAAGAGGUUUCAUUACCCAGUGGUGGUGUGCUUUUGCGCAUUUGUUUUGCCCAAACUUUUUGAGGCAGCUCUAGAGAUGCACCCAUUUUCUUUCUAUCGUUUCCUAACUUGUAUAUAACAAAUAAUAGUAGAGAUGGAAAAAAAGUAUGACUUAAUGGUUAUUAAUCCGUCUGUUCGUUUAGUUCAUCUA